Molecule: messenger RNA, 396 nt
Organism: Meleagris gallopavo (turkey)
Lineage: Eukaryota; Metazoa; Chordata; Aves; Galliformes; Phasianidae
Source: RefSeq, a predicted model, not a curated record
AUGCCGCUCUGUCGUUCUGCCCAGGGAACCGCGUGUACAUGCACCCCGACUCCCCCAACACGGGAGCGCACUGGAUGCGCCAGGAGAUCUCCUUCGGGAAGCUCAAACUUACCAACAAUAAAGGAGCAUCGAACAACAACGGGCAGAUGGUGGUCUUGCAGUCCCUGCACAAGUACCAGCCCCGCCUGCACGUGGUGGAGGUGAACGAAGACGGCACGGAGGACACCAACCAGCCGGGCAGGGUGCAGACCUUCACCUUCCCCGAGACGCAGUUCAUCGCGGUCACCGCCUACCAGAACACCGAUGUAAGGCGCUCCCCGCGGGGCGCGGCCGCUUCUCCCCCGCUCCGCGCCCUCCGCUUUGCCUUCCCCUGGGGCCGAGCGCGGCGUUUCCCCC